Mugil cephalus (flathead mullet) is the source of this 1446-nucleotide messenger RNA. RefSeq names its product cyclin-dependent kinase inhibitor 2D (p19, inhibits CDK4) (gene cdkn2d). Gene Ontology annotation, molecular function: cyclin-dependent protein serine/threonine kinase inhibitor activity; protein kinase binding. Bases 365 to 859 code for a protein of 164 amino acids. NCBI's taxonomy places the organism in Eukaryota, Metazoa, Chordata, Actinopteri, Mugiliformes, Mugilidae. Gene Ontology annotation, cellular component: nucleus. Gene Ontology annotation, biological process: negative regulation of cell population proliferation; regulation of cyclin-dependent protein serine/threonine kinase activity. The transcript is spliced from 2 exons. The record is from RefSeq and is a predicted model, not a curated record.
GGCGCGCUGCGGCUCUUGUUUUUGUGACGUUAGCCGUUAGCCUGGAAGCUAAUUGUUUGUAACAUUCAGUCGACGUGACUCACCCGUCCCAUUAAAAGAAACAUUUGCGCGGAGCUAUGUUGUUUAACCGUAUGCCUUGAUAAAAUGAGUCGGUGUAACAGUACGCUGGCGGUGAGAUAACAUGGCGUCCGCGGGGAAAUAGAGCUUACGUUGGCCGGAUGCUGUAGUAACGUUAGUUAGCUUGGCCGACGACUGCCUUCUUCUCUGUUUGUCAUAUUUGUGUUAGUGUCGUGAGGAGACUGUGGCUCAACUUCCGUGUAACUGUGGUGCGUCUCUUACUGAGCAGACAGACCGAGAGGCUACAAUGGUACUGAGUCAGAUGGAUGCUGGUAAAGCUCUGACGGCGGCAGCAGCCAAAGGGAACAGCAGUGAGGUGCAGAGGAUCCUGGAGGAAUGCAGAGUGCAUCCCGAUACUCCCAAUGAAUUUGGCAGGACUGCGCUACAGGUAAUGAUGAUGGGGAACUCCAAGAUCGCCACUUUGUUGUUGGAGAAAGGAGCAGACCCCAGUGUCCAGGACAAACAAGGCAUAGCGCCUGUCCACGACGCAGCUCGAACAGGAUUCCUGGACACUUUGCAGGUUCUGGUGGAGUAUGGUGCUUCAGUAAACAUCUCUGACCAGAGCGGUGCCCUGCCUAUCCACAUUGCCAUCCGGGAAGGCCAUCGGGAUGUUGUGAAGUUCUUGGCACCACGGUCUGACUUGAAGCACACCAACAUCAGCGGUCAGACCGCGAUAGACGUGGCCCGAGCUUCAGGGAUGCCAGAUAUGAUUGACUUACUUUUUGCUCACAUUCACAGUUAGUCAAAAUUCUUCUGGGUAAAACUAACCCAUUACCUUUGUAUUUGCUUCAAACCUGGUGACUUGAAUUCAUUGCUGUGUAAAGGAUUAUUUUUUGUUAACAGUGGCUCAGCAUUAAUAUGUGACAGGACACAUUGUCUUGGCAGCUUAUUUUCAGUGGAUGGGUGGCUAUAUACUGUAGACACCUCUUUUGCACAGUGCAAUUUAAGCACCUUAUAUAUACCUAUGUUUUCCCUAUUAAUUGGGAGUGCACAUUUGUAGAUAGUUUCCCCCAAGUGUUUUCUAAUUAUUGCAUUAUUUUUGUUGUGUAAGAAUUUUAACAGUUGAUACAUUUUCUUUUUUAAAUUUAAACUUGACAUUGUGCACUCUGAUUGCUUUGCAUAGUUGUUUCUCUUGAUUAUGUCCUUAGAAUUUAAAUUUACUCUUAUUUAUUGUUGGAAUAGGACUGAAUAUUCCUGUGACUUUGUAAAUAGCAAAUUGUGAUUUCUUGAAAUGUUAUUUAUAUAAAUACUUACUAAAGUAAAAUUAAAGUGAGCUUAUUCACUUUAUUAUUUGAAGAAGAAAGCACACAAUAAAGUGUUGUACUUGAA